UUUGACUACUUCAAUGUAGUAAAAAACGAGUUUAUAUGUAGAAACGUUUUGGUGAUUUAGAAGUGUAAAAUCGUAAAUUUUUAACUGAAAUUUUUAACUAUGAAAAUUUAAAAGCUGAGAUUUUGUGUCAAAACAUUUUAGUAACAUAAAAACGUAAAACCAUAAAUUUUUAAGUUUUAAAACAAGAACUACGCUUCCAUCCAUUCUAUCUCCAACUGUUCCGUCCGUCUGAUUCGGAUGCCUCCAUCUCCAACACCGCCGCUUCUCAUGUGUCCCAAAGUAACGACCGCGCACUUCCCAACCAACAUUUACCAUACUUUCCUUUCCCUUCUGCAUAAAUCCGAGUCUGCCUUAACAGUUCCCAGUUAGCUAAAUCAGUCUUCCCGCCUGCAUCUCAGUCAGAGCCAUCGCCGGCGGAUUGUUGAUUAGCGGCUCCCGUCUGCCAACGAUCUACCCACAAUAUUCGGCAGUAAUUAUGAAGAGGAAGAAAUGGUCGGAACUGGAAGAGCAGACGCUGCUGACCAAGUACAACGAUCUCCUCGCUUCCGGCAAUCUCUCCAAGCUCAAAACCCGCGAGAAGAAGUUCCGACCAAUCGCCGACCACGUCAACGCCGUCCACCAUCUCCACGACCCUGCCGCCUUCCCCUUCAAGUGGUCCUGGCGGGACGUCUCCAUCAAAGUCCAGAACAUGCGGCACCAGUACCUGGGCGUGAAGCAGAAGAUUCGAAUCUCCAACGACGAGUUCAACUGGAAGGACGGCGAGAAUCACUGGGAGAAUUUCCUCAAGUACAAGGAGGUCUUCGGGGACGUGGAGCUGGAAGUUAAAGGUAAGAAGUUCUUGAGCGACAGCUGUAGCAGUGAUUUGUUUAGGGAUUGUGGGGAUUUAGGGUUAGGGAUUGAUAGUGAGGAUUUGGAGGAUGACGAAGAAGAGGAGGAGGAGGAAGAUGGGGAAUUGAGAGAAGGGGAUAGUUGUGAUGAUGAUGAUGAUGAUGACGACCAUAAUUUGAAACAAGGGAAUCCUGGGGAUGAUUGUAAUGGCGCUGGUGGAGUUGGGGAGGAUCAAGGUGUUGAAUUAUUGGGAGGAGAGAAGGUUAGUAAUUGCGGCCAUGGCGGCGACAGGAAAGGGAAGUUGAAGGGGGUUAGCAAGAGAUUGGGAUUGCUAGGAGCACAAGUGGUAGAUUUGAGAGAUGUUGUGGUUAGGAGGGAGGAGAAGAGGAGGGAAAGGGAGUUUGAUCGCGAAAACGGUGCAUUCGAAUGUGAAGAAAGGAGGAGGAAAUUUGAGUUCAGGAGGGGGGAUUGGCAGGAGGAGAAGGAAGAGAAGCUAGAGAAGUGGGGAAUGGAGCUGGAAGAGAGGGAGCUGGGUUGGGGAAGGAAGGAGUUUGAGAGGAGGUUGAGAGUGGAGAGAGAUCUGGAAGAGAAGAGGAGGCAAAUGAGGGCAAUGGAGGAGAAGAGGGAAGAGGAAGAGAUGGAGUGGAGGGAAAGGGUUUUGAGGCUGCAGAUUGAACACGAGAAGACGAUUAUGCAAGUUCAUGCCGAGGCAUGCCACAACCAGAUGCAGAUUCUGGGAGUGAUGGCUCGGCUUGUUUGUCAGUUUUACGGGUCAGCUGCGGAUGGGUUGGGUGGUGGUUUGGGGGGAUUGCCCUCUCAGGUCCUGCAAAAUUUGCAGCACCCUGGAGGGUUGGGUGACAAUGGGAAGCCUGAUUCCAGUUCUCCUUCUGAAUUCCUCUAAAGACUGCCAGUCAUAUCAAGAAGCACGGGAUGCAGGAGAAAAGAUUGAUCACUAGUUUUUCUGAUUAAACAGAAGAAGUGUUCACUCUUUUAAAGUCUUUGGCCCUGGGCCAGUGAUGAUCAGUCUUCAAUCCUUCACGGCGAGAAGUGUUCUCUCUUUUACUCACUGUGGUACUGAAUUGUAGCCAUGUCCUGGGAAGCUGCUUGUGCUCUCUACUUCCUCUACUGUAAGUGAAAUUGUUGUCUGUUGAGGUCUUCUGGUUUUCUUCAAUGAGUUAGGUACUGGCCAGAUUUUUGUCAAGAGGGUUUGGUUGGUUGGUUGGAUGGAUGUGUAGUUGUUUUAUUUGUUGUUCUGUAAAAAUGGGGUGGCCGGAACAAUCCAUUUCAAAGGGACAUUCAUGUCUUCCAAAGUAAAGACGAGGCAGAAUUCCCAGUUAACAUGACCAUACGUUCUUUCAAUGUCUAAGUUGAACACAACCACCUUCUUAACCAGACCGAUGAUGACACGACCGGAAGAGCAAAGCAGAGCAAGUUGCUGACAAAAAAUCUCAUGGUAUCGUUUCCUUUUAACAUCAAACGUAGCAAUGUUUGCAGACAUUUACAUGCAGGCUUUCCUGGUGAGGAGAAGAGAUAGGAGCAGAGGUGUUAGUACUCUUAACUAUUGAUUUCCUGUACACUAACUGAAGCGUCUGGAAUUGGUUCCAAUUCCUCAUCUCGCUCCGGAAAAAAUUGGAUCGCCAGAG
Messenger RNA from Linum trigynum, 2471 nucleotides. NCBI's taxonomy places the organism in Eukaryota, Viridiplantae, Streptophyta, Magnoliopsida, Malpighiales, Linaceae. The record is from the annotation of a GenBank genome assembly.